Symbiodinium pilosum is the source of this 295-nucleotide messenger RNA. The record is from the annotation of a GenBank genome assembly. NCBI's taxonomy places the organism in Eukaryota, Dinophyceae, Suessiales, Symbiodiniaceae.
GCUCCCAGCCAAUUGAUCGUCGGAGGGUAUUCUCAGGGUGCAGCUAGCGCACUGCAGAGCGUUUUGGAAUACCCAGAACGCCUGGCGGGCUGCAUCGCACUUUCAGGUUGGGUGCUGCCACGUGCACACGAUGCCCUUCGCGUGGGCGCUGUAAAUUGCGGUGCUCGGUAUUACUUGUAUCAUGGCAGACGAGAUGUUCAGGUCAGCCUGAAUUGCAGCAAGCACGCCAGACAGCUUCUGUCCGAGGCAGGUGCCCAAGUGGACUUUGUGGCGGGCUCCGCUGGGCAUGCGCCAA